Molecule: messenger RNA, 1769 nt
Organism: Vicia villosa (hairy vetch)
Lineage: Eukaryota; Viridiplantae; Streptophyta; Magnoliopsida; Fabales; Fabaceae
Product: potassium transporter 10-like
Exons: 7
Coding region: 1-1311 (436 amino acids)
Biological process (GO): potassium ion transmembrane transport
Cellular component (GO): membrane
Molecular function (GO): potassium ion transmembrane transporter activity
Source: RefSeq, a predicted model, not a curated record
AUGAAAUAUGAUGAAUCAAUAAUUCGUUAUCAAUUCGGGCGUGGAUUGGGUUUUAGUUCAUUGCUAGUUUCCUUGGUGGAUUCAUCUGUUAGGUUCAUGUUUUUACUACAGGUAUCUGAUUCAGAUAGCAUGUCGCAGCAUCAUAACAUAGCAUCUUCAACUAAAUCAAUUCAUAGUUCUACGGUUCUGAAACAGAAUCAGCGGCAUGAAGGCAGUGGAAGGAUUAUCAAAAGCAUACUCACCAACAGAGAUCUGCGACAAAGUCAGUCUUCCAGAGCCUAUUCCGAGCGGCAGAUCCAAACUUCAAAUCUAGAAAAAGAAAAACAACCUGCUCGCCCCGUACAUGUGCAAUUGAUUUUGAAGGGCACUGAUGGUGCGCCAGAGAAUAGGAGUAUCGUGCAUGGUCUACAUGUUUCUAGUGAGAGACAGGAGAGGCGUUUUAGACAUAGAGAUAAACCUGAUCGCGGUGUUUGGACAAGUCGUUCCAAUGUAGGUGAUGAAUCUUUGUCACCCUCAGCUUCUUCACAUGUAGAUCCUUUGGAAGUUUUAUCCGCUGCUGGUGGCAUCAGAGUAAACAAACCCGAAAUCCAUAGUGGAGUAGUUGUGGUUGUUGCUGUUAUAAUAUUAGUUGGGCUAUUCAGCGUGCAACAUUAUGGUACCGAUAAAGUCGGUUGGCUCUUCGCUCCAAUUGUUCUGGUUUGGUUUCUCCUAAUAGGAGGCAUAGGUAUAUACAACAUUUGGAGAUUCGGUGGCAGAGUCCUAAAAGCCUUUUCGCCUCUCUAUGUGUAUCGGUAUAUAAGAAACGGAAGAAAAGAGAGUUGGCUUUCCCUUGGCGGCAUCUUGCUUAGCAUAACUGGGACAGAAGCUCUCUUUGCCGACUUAGCCAAUUUUCCAGUCUCGUCGGUACAAAUUGCAUUUACUCUUCUUGUGUUUCCUUGCCUUCUUUUAGCGUAUUCUGGACAGGCGGCUUAUCUGGUGCAUAACUUGCAUCAUUCACAAGAUGUUUUUUAUCGCUCUAUUCCAGAAAAAAUAUACUGGCCAGUAUUUGUUAUUGCAACACUAGCAGCAAUAGUUGCGAGCCAAGCCACAAUAACAGCAACCUUUUCAAUCAUUAAGCAAGCCCUUGCUCAUGGCUGUUUCCCACGAGUCAAAGUCGUACAUACAUCGAAAAAGUUCCUUGGCCAGAUAUAUAUCCCGGAUAUCAAUUGGAUCCUUAUGGUUCUUUGCAUUGCUGUUACCGCUGGCUUUAAAAAUCAAAGUCAGAUUGGUAACGCAUAUGGUGAGGCUUCAGCUGGAAGCACUUUUUGGUGAGAAAGCAAGACUGCGAAUGAAAAUGAAAAUCUGAUGAGAGAAAACCAAUGCCUUCACCAGCUAGUGGAGUAUCAGCAAGACAGGCCCUUAAUUGAUGUGUUUGCAAAUGGUUGAAAAUCAAAAGGUUGAGGAGCAAAAUCUAUCAGAUCAAAUGCAAAUGGUUGAAGAGGAUAAGGAGAUAGAAAUGUUGUCAAAACAAAAGCCAAAGAAGAAGAAAACUUAUAUAUGAAGAAAGUGUUAUGACUUAGUUAAAAUAUGAUUUUUAUGUGUAAGUUUUAUAGUACUUGAAAUAUUAUAACUGUACAUGAUUUUGUAUACUUUUUGGUUAAUAUUAAAAAUAUUUUGACUUAGUUAAAAUAUGAUUUUUUAUGUGUAUGAUUUUAUAGUAUUUGCAAUAUUAUGACUGAAAAUGAAAUAUAACUAAAUGGUGUAUAUGAAAUAGGGUGUAAAUAGAUAUA